Messenger RNA from Megalopta genalis, 4314 nucleotides. It is a transcript of the gene Alg12, whose product is annotated as Alg12 alpha-1,6-mannosyltransferase. Lineage: Eukaryota; Metazoa; Arthropoda; Insecta; Hymenoptera; Halictidae. Gene Ontology annotation, molecular function: alpha-1,6-mannosyltransferase activity. The record is from RefSeq and is a predicted model, not a curated record. Gene Ontology annotation, cellular component: endoplasmic reticulum membrane. Gene Ontology annotation, biological process: protein N-linked glycosylation.
UUGGUCGUGAUCCAACACAGCAGACGACGUGGUAUUCCCGGUGUGAGGAGUAUUUAAAAAGUCGUCUCUGUUCGUCAGCUUGUCAUUAUUUGAACGAUAAAAUAGUACGAUGAUUUUGAGUCAAAUCUAUGUAUAGAGGGAAAACAUGGAUCAUUUGAUAAUCUUGGUUUCCAUGAUACAUUUACUCUACUGUCCAUUCACAAAAGUGGAGGAAAGUUUCAAUCUGCAGGCUAUGCACGACAUCUUAUACCAUGGCUUUAACCUGACCGAGUAUGAUCAUCAUGAUUUUCCUGGAGUUGUGCCACGAUCAUUCGUAGGACCAAUUAUAAUAUCAGGUUUGGCAACGCCGCUAAUAGCAACCAUUAAUUAUUUGCAACUUAAUAAAUUCUUUGCUCAAUAUGUUGUAAGAGCAAUAUUGGGUUUGCUGGUAAUAAGUAUGUUGAAGCUGUAUAGAGAUGCUUUGCAAAGUAUCUUUGGUUUACAAUUUACAAAAUGGUUUGUCGCGAUAACUGUGACACAGUAUCAUUUCAUGUAUUAUUUAAGCCGUCCUUUGCCAAAUAUAAUGGCAAUGCCACUAGUACUACUGGCUUUAUUUGGGUGGUUAAAGCAAAGUCACAUCAUAUUUAUUUGGUCGUCUGCAGCAGCAAUAAUAAUAUUCAGAGCAGAACUAGCUAUGCUACUGGGGUUAUUCCUUUUAUACGAUAUAGCCAACAAGAAACUGACCAUACCAAGACUACUUAAAAUUGCGGUUCCAGCUGGUAUAUUUUUUCUAACACUAACGGUUACAAUAGAUUCCAUAUUUUGGAGACGUAUUUUAUGGCCUGAGGGAGAAGUCUUUUACUUCAACACUAUUCUUAAUAAAAGCAGUGAUUGGGGUACAUCACCAUUUUUAUGGUAUUUUUAUUCGGCACUCCCAAGAGGGCUGGCUUUGUCAUAUUUUCUAAUACCUUUGGGUAUGCUUUGGGAUGCUCGAGUUCGAACAUUAACUGUUCCUGGUAUUGUAUUUAUUAUUUUAUUCUCAUUUCUACCACAUAAAGAAUUGAGGUUUAUCAUAUAUGUAUUUCCAUUGCUGAAUGUUAGUGCCGCAGCUGUUUGCCAUAGAAUAUGGGAGAACAGAGCAAAAGGUACAUGGCAUGGAUUCAUGGCAAUGAUCAUUUCAGGCCAUCUAGUUUUAAAUGCUCUAUUCUCCAUGUUUCUUUUAUGCGUUGCUGGUACUAACUAUCCUGGUGGUUUAGCUAUUGCUAAAUUACACAGACUUGAAAAAGACUCUAUUGGUCCAGUGCAUGUGCACAUCGAUGAUCUCACUGCUCAGACAGGAGUUUCAAGAUUUACACAGACAAACGAUUCUUGGAUUUAUUCGAAACAAGAAAAUUUAACCAUUGAUAAUCCUGAAAUCCUUCAGUUUACACACCUUCUAAUGGAAGCUAAGAGUAAAUACUCUCCAAACAUAAAACCCUAUCUUAAAACUCACGAUAUUCUGGAUUCUGUGGAUGGUUUCUCUCAUAUAGCACUUAACUAUAACAUGCUACCGCCUAUAAGGAUUAAAACUAGGCCUAUUAUAUUUAUUAUGAAAAGAAAAGCCAAUAUAAAAUACGAUCCAAAGAAAGCAAAAGCACAUGCUCUUACAAAGCGAUCAGCCGAGAGCGAUACUGAAAAACGUACGCAAAUUGAAAAUGUAAUAAAUAAGACUGCUAAGAACAUGGAACCAAUAUUGGGCGAGAUUAUGGAGUCAUUAGAAGAAUUUGAGAAACCAUUAAAUAUUAGCAGCGAAAGUGAUUUAGGUAUAACUUCACAGAAAAUUAAACCUAUAUUGAAUACAACUCAAAAUAUUUCUGAUGAACAUAUUGAACCAUUACAUGUGCCACAAGAAGCUGCAAACUUAUCCGAAGGCAAUUUACUAUCUGCAACAAUACCAAUUCAAAAAGAAAAAGUAACAAGUAUUUCAAAAACAGAGAAUAGUCUCAAUAUUGAAAAUAACAUAAGUGUACAACAUGCUGUUGUAAAUAUUUCCACUAGUGAUGAAAAACAAUCGGACACCAAAAGUGAAGAAAUUAAAAAAGAAAUAAUCACAGAGAAACCUAAAAUUCAACAAGAGGGUAGUACUUUAAAAGAAACUGUUAGAAAGCUAAUUCAAGGAAAAUUAGAAGCAGUUAAGCUCAAAAAAGAGAUAGAAGAUCAGAAGAAGCCUUCAGAAAGUUCAGAAAAAAUCACUGCGAGAAAAAUAAUGCCAACAAAAAUAGAGUUACAACAAAAAUCGAAAGUUACAGUAAAACAGGAAUCAAAAGAAAUGCCUGCAACUAUACAAGAGAAGACUAAGUUGCAUCGAGUAGUUAAUGUUAAGGAAAGCAUUAGGAAUAUAAUAAAUCAAUUUAGAGAGUUCGAAAAAGACUUUGGACAUGAAGAUUUAGAUGUGAAGAAAGAAACAGAAGUUGCUAAAGAAUUGAAGGGGACAGACACAAAUCUGUCUCAAGAAUCUAUAAAUGUUUCAGACACGACAAAAGAAGAAGACAAUAAAACAGUCAAGGAUGCCAAAGAAAGUUUGAGGGAUAUCAUAAAUCAGUUCAAACAAAUAAAGAGUGAAUUAGUUUCUGAAGAUAACAGCGAGUUUGAAGAAAUUGAAGCAACUUAUAUGGACAGAUCAAUUUCUGAAACAUUGAUGAAAUUUAGUGAGUCCUUAAAGAAUUUAAUACAUCGAAGAAAACAAGAGAAACAAUUUGUUGCCGAGAAUUUAGAUAUUAAAAAGGAUGUGCCGAGAUCACAAUCUCUGCCAAAAGUAGCAGUAAAAGAUACUCAAGUUCUAACGGAAACUACAAAGAAUUUAAAAUUGCAAAAUGUGGAGAAAUUAGGGACUGUCGUUCAAAAUACUGACACAAAAGACAGCUCAAGUACAGAAACGGAUAAACUUUUUCAAGAAAAAUCUUUUACUAUGUAUACGAAUAACAGAAACGUCCCUUUAAAUGCUCAAAGAUUUGUUGAUAACGUGUCGAAUGAUAUAGGACAGGAUUAUGCUUCCAAAGAAGAGGAUGAAAAGUUGAAACAACAGAAUGUUGAGAAUAACACGAAUGAUUAAAUGUUAAAAUUAAGUGACUGUUUUUAUGCUUUUUGAUGGGGCAAUUGUGUAGAUAUAGCGAAAUGUAAAUACGUUAUUCUGUGAUAACGAAACUAUUCUAUUUCAUAAUUGAUGCUCAUGCAUUACCAACGCGGAAAAAACAAGAUUACUCUCCUUGUUUUCUUGCUUGAAAUACCAAUGAAUGUUAAAAUAAAAUAGUAAAGCAUUUGUCUAACAUAUUGUACUGAAAAAGUGCCAGAAAUGAUUCUGUAUGUAUGCUAUAUGUAAUAUUAAUUUGUAAACAAUUAUUUUUCGUACUUCAAAAUGAUCUAAUUGUUUUUUUAUAUACUUGAAUGUUGAAAUAUUUAACAAUAUAUUGUUUGAUAUAAAAGUAAUGUUUAUCAAUGCAUGUUUAAAAAAAAUCUAUGCAAUUUUAAUAUUUCCCCUCGACUGCUAAAAAAAUGUAUAAGACAUUUAGUAAUAGUUUUAUCUUUUCCUAUUCAAUACUUUGCAUUUAAAUUUUGCUUUUCACGUUUUUCAUAUUUCUCAUAUUGCUCAAGAUUAUUCCAUCAUUUCUAAUUUCAUUAGGAAAAGAAGGAUAUGCUUCAUCACAAAGAGGAAGUGCAUUGAAUUCCAUAUUGGUAUUUGCAGAGCAUUCAAGUGCCUUGAAAUUUCUUCCAAUGUUCUAUGUACAUAUAUAUUAUAAAUCAUAUUCAAAGAAUAUAUGUAUACGUGUAACAUAUUGUGUAAUAAUAUUUUGCGAUAAGAUGUUUAAAUAUUGAAACCUAAAUAUUACUUCUUACAUUAUUGCUGAAGCAAUAGAUAAUCAAAAGUGCCAAAUUGCAACUGAAAAUUUUAUUGAAAUACAUACAGUUUUCUGUAGUUCAAACUCUUUCUAAUUGUGAUGUAUCUUUUGCUGUAACAUGAAAGAAACAUGCUAAUCCUUGUGAAUCUCUCGAAGUAUUAGGAAUCCUUUGACCGUACCAUAUGUUGUUAAUCCCAGAGUUGUCCAAUAUAAGAUUUUAUCGCGUAAACCAAGUUUUAAAAAUGAUGGACGUCCAUCAUCACACUGAUCAUACAAAUAAACAGUAAUUAAGUACAAACUACAUGAUGAUAUUCAUUUCAAUGAAAUUAAACAUCAGAGUCUUGUAUACCUGCAUCUGUGCUUGCUGUAGUUUAAACUUUUGAAAUGCUUUAUCCGAAAUGAAUUUCGCAUAUCCUGUGUAAAAUGUUUGUCGUAAUAAAACAGUGUUCUGAUAAAAAAG